Sinocyclocheilus grahami is the source of this 7054-nucleotide messenger RNA. Its product is annotated as disheveled-associated activator of morphogenesis 2-like. NCBI's taxonomy places the organism in Eukaryota, Metazoa, Chordata, Actinopteri, Cypriniformes, Cyprinidae. Gene Ontology annotation, molecular function: actin binding; small GTPase binding. The record is from RefSeq and is a predicted model, not a curated record. Gene Ontology annotation, biological process: regulation of non-canonical Wnt signaling pathway; actin cytoskeleton organization; negative regulation of oligodendrocyte differentiation. The transcript has 21 exons.
GUGAGACAUGAGCCGCUCCGCGCAGUUCACUUACUGGUACGUCUGGAGUCAGAGCGCUAAACUGACGGUGUCAGCGCAAACGGAUUACAAUUUGGACAACGGGUUUUUCUCAAAGAUGAAGAUGUACGAUCAUGCCCCCUAGAUAGCAGACUCUUUGCCUCACUGGCUGUCGGCCCCUCCGGAUUGGAGAGGAUGCCUCCCCGGAAGCGCACACGGCCCACCCUGGGCUUCCUGUGUUGCUUCAGCAGCAGUGAACCCCCUGAGAUCAACCUGAAAGACAGUGUACCACUGCAGCUGCUGGAGUUCAGUGCCCCCAUGCCCCCAGAGGAAGAACUGCAUGCCCGCUUCUCUGAAUUAGUGGAUGAACUGGAUCUCACAGACAAGAACAGGGAAGCCAUGUUUGCUUUGCCUGCUGAGAAGAAAUGGCAGAUCUACUGCAGCAAGAAGAAGGAACAAGAGGACCCCAACAAGCUAGCUACCAGCUGGCCUGAUUACUAUAUAGACCGCAUCAACUCCAUGGCAGCUAUGCAGACACUAUUUGCUUUUGAUGAAGAUGAAAUGGAGAUGAGAAACAAGGUGGUAGAGGAUCUAAAGACAGCCCUCCGGACUCAACCAAUGAGGUUUGUGACGCGCUUCAUCGAGUUGGAUGGCUUGACGUGUCUUCUGAACUUCCUGAAGAGCAUGGACUAUGAAACCUCAGAGAGCCGCAUACAUACAUCCAUCAUCGGCUGCAUAAAAGCCUUGAUGAACAACUCCCAAGGCCGUGCCCAUGUACUGGCCCACCCGCAGAGCAUCAACACUAUCUCCCAGAGCCUCCGUCAGGACAACAUCAAGACCAAAGUUGCUGUGUUGGAGAUCCUGGGCGCUGUUUGCUUGGUGCCCGACGGGCAUAAGAAAGUAUUACAAGCAAUGGUACACUACCAGAAGUAUGCUGCAGAGAGGACUCGCUUCCAGUCUCUUUUAAACGAGCUGGACAGAAGUACAGGACACUACAGGGAUGAAGUAAAUCUGAAGACAGCCAUCAUGUCAUUCAUAAACGCUGUGCUGAAUGCUGGGGUUGGAGAGGACAGUCUAGAGUUUCGCCUUCAUCUUAGGUAUGAGUUUCUGAUGUUAGGAAUUCAGCCAGUCAUCGAGAAGCUGAGAGCACAUGAUAAUGCCACACUUGACAGACAUCUGGACUUUUUUGAGAUAGUGCGGAAUGAGGAUGAGUUAGAACUGGCCAAACGCUUUGACAUUACACACGUGGACACCAAGAGCGCUGGCCAGAUGUUUGAGCUGAUCAAGAAGAAACUGAGCAACACAGAUGCUUACACCCACCUUCUAUCUAUCUUACAGCACUGCCUCCAAAUGCCAUAUAAACGUGGUGCAGGCAGUAUACAGCAAUGGCAACUUUUAGACCGCAUCCUUCAGCAAAUUGUUCUACAAGAUGAAAAGGGAGAAAAUCCAGAUGUUUCACCCCUGGACAAUUUCAACGUUAAGAACAUCAUUAGAAUGUAACAAACCAUCAAACCGUUUUCUCCUCUUCUGCAGAAAGAAACAGGAUCAACGGAUGACCUUUAUGUGAGCUCGCGCAAAGUCAAAGAGCUGUCUGUUAUUGAUGGACGGAGGGCCCAAAACUGUGUCAUCCUGCUUUCCAAGUUAAAAAUGAGCAAUGAAGAGAUAAAGAGAGCCAUUCUAGAGAUGGAUGAGAGGGAAGAGCUGGCUAAAGACAUGUUAGAGCAGCUGUUGAAGUUUGUUCCUGAGAAAAGUGAUAUUGACCUUCUAGAGGAACACAAGUAUGAGCUUGAGCGUAUGGCCCGGGCUGACCGCUUCCUGUUUGAGAUGAGCAGAAUCGACCACUAUCAACAGAGGCUCCAGUCUCUUUUCUUCAAAAAGAAGUUUGCAGAGCGUCUAGCAGAAAUAAAGCCAAAAGUUGAAGCUAUUCUGUGUGCGUCACGUGAGGUGAUGAGAAGUAAGCGCCUGACACAGGUUCUGGAAGUGGUUUUGGCCUUCGGGAACUUCAUGAACAAAGGACAAAGGGGCAACGCAUAUGGUUUCAAAGUGUCCAGCCUCAACAAGAUCAUUGACACCAAGUCAAGUAUAGACAGGAACAUCACCAUGUUGCAUUACCUGAUAAUGAUCUUUGAGAAAAAUUACCCGGACAUCCUCAAUAUUCAACAGGACUUGGCCACUGUACCAGAAGCUGCCAAAGUCAAUCUGGCUGAACUGGAGAAGGAAGUGUUUGUCAUUAGGAGUGGCCUGAAAGCUCUGGAGGCGGAGUUACGAUACCAGCAGAGCCGAGCAUGUGACCGGGGAGACAAGUUUGUCCCAGUGGUCAGUGACUUCAUCACAGUCGCUAGCUUCAGCUUCUCUGAACUUGAGGAACUACUCGCUGAAGCCAAAGAUAAGUUUUCUAAGUCUCUGAAGCAUUUUGGAGAGGAGGAAGGUUGCAUGCAACCGGAUGAGUUCUUUGGAAUCUUUGACAUAUUCCUGCAGUCGUUCAGCGAGGCCCGACAUGAUCUGGAGAACAUGCAGCGACGCAAAGAGGAGGAAGAGAGGAGAAUGCGCAUGGAGGCCAUGCUGAAGGACCAGCGGGAACGAGAGAAAAGAGCAAAGAAAAGCACCGGAGGCAGUGUGUCAGAGGAGGUGGGGGAGUUUGAUGAUCUCGUAUCAGCGCUUCGUUCCGGUGAAGUCUUCGACAAGGACUCUAAACUUAAACGCAACCGCAAGCGCUCUGUCAACCAACUGGUGGAUGGUGGGGGUCGUGAAAGACCAGUCACCAAGGUGAACUAUUGACCUCAGUGAAUACAGUUGGAAGGAGAUCAGAAUUUUAUAUUCACAGACUGACAGGGAAAUCUCUUGAAAUGCCAUACACUGCCCACUAAUUUCCCCUUUGCUCAGACCAGUAAUAACUGACAAGCUCAAAGAUGGACAGGCUCACUGUAAAAUAAUCUGGCUUAUCCGCAGAUGUGAAGGAUGCCCUGCAAUCUCUCUCUCUUCUAUUUUCUGCUUGUUCCUCCUUCUUGAUAUGUACAGUCACUCAUACUGAUCUCUUGCUCUUGUUUUUUUUGUGGCGAAAUGCACAACCUGAGUUCCAGUCUGGUGCUGCGAGGUCUCACAAUAAGUCAUAAGAGGUGCACAUCACUUGUUGAAUUCAUAUGGUUAUCCUUCUAACCUGCCAAGGUUAUUUUCCUUUCUCGGCCACCCAUUUCCAUGCUCUAAUUUUAGGAGAUUAGGAAAGAGUCCCAUUUUUGGAAAUCUGGUACCUCUAGUCUUCGGAUCCAACUGUGCUUUUCAAUUUAAAAGAUGCAGCUGGUGCUUCCUAAACCUGAAAAUGAAGGGGGCAAAAAAGAAAAUAUUGUUCAAUCCUGGAUGUUGGAACUACCACACAGGAAAUAUGACACUGUGGAUGCAGCCUUACAGGUUGGGAUACUCCUUCCCCAAGUGCCUCUACAUUAACGGCAUUCCGAGGACUACCUCCUGUAGGGAGAUACUGAUGAGAGAAAAUAGUACUUUCUCACAGAGAUACAGAGAAUAUGAAAACCGGAAGUCUAAAAAUACGCUGAGUGUAUUUAAUGGCAGAAAUUAAAUGAACCCGUUGGAUUGUUUUACUUCAUAAUUGGUCUCAUCUGUCAUAUACAACUGCACCUUUUAUCCAAAUGCCCUGAAGUAGCAUUCUAGGAAGGAAAGGACCAUGACAUUUUGUUUAAAGAAGCAGUUAUCUAUGAGGAAGUACUAAAAUGUGUCUUCAUCACUUCUUCAGGUUAACAUAUUGAACCUUUGGGCCUUGAUUAUAUUGAACAAAAUGAUGCCUUGCUAUCUAACUAUCUUACCAUCUAAAUGUGUAUAUCAAGAAACGCUAGGUACCCAGGUCUGGCAAAAAGUUUGUAGAGAGAUCCACUGAAUUUUAGACUUUGUUCUCACGGUCAACAUUAUGUAACCCACUUUGGUUUUCUUAUAUUUUGUUCAUAAUUUUUAAAUAACAUGUAUAUUUAGUGGCUGUAGUCAGGACAAAGGAUGCAGAUGUACAUACAAUGACCUUGUAGUUGGCAUGGUGUGGCAGAGAAAAUGGUUAGAGACAGGGAAGAUGAGAGGCCUCUGAUAUGGAUAUGGAUAUAGACACAGAUAUGAAGGCAAUGAGUCCAAACAUCUGAAGGGGAAUGUAGAGUCCAGUGAGAUGGUGAUCAUGGAUUGAGCCAAAAAAAAAAAUCAUGCACUUUCAUGCAUGAAAAAUCUGUGUCUUCUGUCCAUAUGGGGUCACAGUGGGAGUUCUGUAUAAGGCGAUUGUGUUUUUCUUUUAAGCGUUAAAUAUGGACACACAUGGUGCUGAUUGUCAAUUUUUGUGGGUACAGCUCUGCCCCUUCUGAUCCUGCUUAAUACACAAGUAGGGUGUGAGAGCAGGGCUUCUGGUAUAUCCAUAUUUCUUUGCGCCAGUAAGAUAAUUGAUUAACAGUCAAAAAAAUACACAAGUUUUAACUCUAAGCUUACAAGUGCCAUAACAACAGGCCAGUGCAGUCAUUCUCUCCUUUCUCACCUGCAUCAGCUCAUGUGUACGUAUUUAGAUUUAAUGAUAGAAAGGUGUAUAUUUAUGUUUGUUUGUUUUUUUAUAUACCAAAAAUAGUCAUUGCAGUCCUAUCUAUAUGAAGUCACUUUUUUGUGACUUAAUAGCUUGAGAUCGCUUAUUAUAUGAGUUAUGAGUAUUUUUGUACAACAGUUAGUUCCAGGUUUGACCUGAAAAGAGCAGACUGUGUUGUCUGGGACAUUUAGAAAAAGACAAUUAUUGCCCAUUUAAAUCUGAGCAUUUUAAAGAAGCUUUAAUCGGUCUGCAAUUAGUUUGAUUGCACUUCCUAAGGAUUCCCCAUAGAGGCUCUUAUUAGACCUUAUGGCAACGUUCUAAUCUUACGCUGCUUAAUUGGAGAUCAUGCAGAAUUAGGAAUGUGGGUUUGCACGAUUAACUGUUCUUUGUGCACCAAAUGAAUAUGACCCAACAGAAGGGAAGACAUACACUUUGUUAAACAAUUUUAUAAUAUAUUGUACUAAAAAAAAAUUUAAAAAUAAAAAGAUUUGGCCCCUUGCCAAAUUACAAUUGAGGGGUUUUGGGCUAUUUAUUUUCAUUUCCUUUACAUCUUUGUCAUUCUUGUCAUGAGAAGAGUGGUACUGCAGAUGCUAGGUUACAUUGUUCCACAGAACAGCUUUGGUGUUCUGCUUUUAAAGUUCCACAAAGUAUUCAAAUCUUCAGUAUUAUUAUUUGUAUCUUUUAUGUAUAUUUGGUCAUUGAUUGUCCAAAACAGAAAGUUAGCUAUAGUUACUUGAUGCACUUUUUUUGUAGGACAGAUUUUUCCUGCAUCACAAACCUGAGCAGCCAAAGGCUGAAAAUAAAGAAAGAAAAUCAUAUAAGUAUAUAUCAUAUCAAUCAUACAAGUAUAUUUUUUUAGUUAAGAAAUCAGGCCUACAUAGAUUAGGUGCAAGUUAACCAAUAAUCUGUGUUCCAUUGUUUUAUAAAACUGUCCUUUUCAGCUCUUUGAUUAUUGUGGAUUGAAUAUAGAUUUAUAUAGAUAUGAACUGUAAUAUGAAUGUUAAAGAAAAUGUAUUAUCUUUGGUACGUUACAAGAUAAAUAUAUGACUGUAUCUGAAAACACCAUGCCAACUGCCUAAAUGUAUCACUUGCUUUUAUAUUUGAGAUAUUUUUGAAAGAUAAUGUUUUGCCUCCCACUUCUGCUUGGACCAAUUGCACUUGAUGUUUUCCCUGUUGGCUCGAGUGGUGCACAGGUGUGGUUCUCUAAUAAUGUUGGUGUAUUAUUAUUAUCUGUGACAUGAAACGCAUCACACUUUGUAUGCGUUCAUAGAAUGCUCCACCCAUGAUUUUGACAGGUUGUAUUUGUGCCAAGAGCCCCAUUUUAAAGGUUGAUUUGACAAGGGCCUCACAUAAUGUAUAGUUCUCAAAAUAUUUUGUACACCAUCAGUUUGAGGAAUGUGGAUUUUUCCCCCCUGUAAAUUGAAGCUCUAUUUAUUUGCCUUACUUAGUUUGCUAUAUUUUGUAUGUAUACACAGCAUUAUGAAAGAAAUGGUAUAACUGUAUUGUGAUUGAUAUUUGUUUGUAUGAGAAUGACAAGCCUUUCAUUUAUAUAUAUUUGUUUGUUUAUGGUCUGACUCUCAACCCCUCCACCUGACCCCCUUUCCAUGUGACAUUUUGUAGGGUAAAAAUAAACUUGUUUCACUGACAUCUGCGUAAACCUUUUACUUUGGGUUACACUUCUGUACAGCUGGCUCUUAAAUCACACAUAUGUCCAAUGUUGUACUAUGAAUAUCCUAGGCACAGUCAUCCAUUUAGCAAUGGCAGUUCUCACAGCUGCAGAAGUUGUUUCUCACGGUGCAACACUGCCUUCUUCUGGUCACAGAAUAUUUCAGUUAUUUUAUCCAAACCAACUACUGCAGUUAAGACACAGAGCAUAUUACACAUUAUAAACAUCAAUUAUAUUAGAAACUUAUGAUGAACAGCAUUCUGACAAAUGUUCAGAUGAUUCAGAUAGUGAUUUCAAUUUUAUGUAUAAAAGAAAAUUAACAAUGGUUUAACUAAUCUUGUUUGUUCAGACAAGUCAGAGGCUGAAUUUACAGUACUGUUGUAGCAAGUAUUCCAUUUUUUUAAAAAUGUUGAAAAACUAUUUUAUAUGAUAUGAAAAUGUAUUUUAUUCAAUAUGGGCCUCGUUCAUAAAACACAAGCAGAAUGUUAGUUCAUAAAACUACUGUAACAUACUGUAAUGAAUUUGAUUUGUUCUGCUCGUUACAUGAAAGAGGCUAUACAGAAACCAGAGGUAAUGUAAUCUAAUAGAAAGUGGAUGUUUCAUAAGAAAAUACUGUCACACAGUAUACAGCCAAAGUGCACAUUUUCAACAAGCCUUUUGAAUAGAGUGCUGCGGUGAUGACAUUUUUGUAGGCCAAUGAACAAAAGUUUAUGAUUCUUACAUCACAAUAAUCUUCACACAACUUCAACUUUUUGAAAGUGUAAAUACAAUCUGCAGGCUCUAAACAAACUACAGCACAGCCACAUGAUUUCAAUGACACCACCAUUAAUUCC